Molecule: messenger RNA, 660 nt
Organism: Actinia tenebrosa (Australian red waratah sea anemone)
Lineage: Eukaryota; Metazoa; Cnidaria; Anthozoa; Actiniaria; Actiniidae
Source: RefSeq, a predicted model, not a curated record
AUGAACGACAUCUGUUCUUGUACACUUGCUAGAACUGUGCUGUUGCUGUAUCUUCUUUGUAAAGGUGGUGAGAGUAAAGCAGGGUCUGUAACCCAGAUAUGGUAUUCACUGUAUCUMAGCGAGGAAGACCAUCAGUUUGUCGUGGCCGGCUUGCGUGACUUGAUACAAAUAUCCAACCUUGAGGUCAUCACGCAUGGCACCAUGAAGGUGGACGCUGACCAGUUCAACAGCCUCAAAAAGGUCUGGAAAACGUGGCUUGACCUUUCUGGGAAAAAGAUUGACAUUCAAGAGCAGAAAAGGCGGUCGAUGGUUAAAGAGUGUAUGGAAACGAGCUGGGGAGUUGAAACCUAUUUUGGAACGAUGCUAUCCAAACAUCGUYCGUCCGUCUAUGACUGGUACGAAAAGAGCUUACUUUUGCCUGAAACCAGCAGAAAAAACCUGACAAAAGAAAACUUUACCUUGACUGGCUCGUCCUUGCAGUAUGAAAAAAAUACAGGUUCAUUUGAAUAUUCGAUGCCCGGAUGUAGCUUUCCCUACCAGGGAUGGGACUAUAAAGUUGUCAGUGCUGUUUACCCUGAAGUGAAGUGUGCGAAUGAGAUGUACAGUAACUACAUCACUGACGUUCUGAGAAAGUGUGCURCACGACUGCAGAAUGAUGAC